UCUAUCCUUGGCGAGAAGAAGAGGCAAGUGAUCGGGUGAGCAGAGAGAUCCUCCAGCCCAGUCCAAUGGCGGCUGCCAGAAGAGUGGUCUUGUUCCCCAGCCUUGGCGUGGGCCAUCUCACCCCCAUGCUGGAGCUCGCCGCGGUCUGCAUCCGCCACGGCCUCGCCGUCACAGUCGCCGUCCCUGACCCGGCCAUCACCGCCCCCGCCUUCUCCGCCACCCUCCGCGAGUACGCGUCCCGCCUCCCCUCCCUCUCCGUCCACUUCCUACCUCCUCCUCCUGCACACCACCUCCUGUCCCCCGACGCUCACCCGCUCGUCCGUAUGCUCGCCGUCCUCCGAGCCCUCGCGUCCGCCGCCCUCCGGGACCUGCUGCGUGGCCCCCAUGCCGCUCAGGCGCUCGUCGCCGACAUGUUCUCCGUCUACGCCAUCGACGUCGCCGCCGAGGUCGGUGUCCCGGGGUACCUCCUGUUCUGCACCGGAGCCGCCAACCUCGCCGUUUUCCUCCGUUUGCCACAUCUUUGCUCCGGCAGCGGCGGGAGCUUGAGGGAGCUCGGCGACAAGCCCGUGUCGUUUCCCGGCCUGCGCCCGCUGCCGGCGUCGCACUUUCCCGAUGAGGUGCUCGACCGGGGGACGGACAUAAGCGCCGCAAUGCUGGACGCGUUCGACCGAAUGGCGGACGCGCGCGGCAUUCUGGUGAACACCUUCGAGGCGCUGGAGAGCACCGGCGUGGCUGCGCUGAGAAGCGGCCGCUGCCUGCCCAACCGCGCCACGCCUCCGGUCUACUGCGUCGGGCCACUGAUUGCCAACGGCGACGCGGAGGAGGAGAGGCACCAGUGCCUCGCGUGGCUGGACGCGCAGCCGGAGCGCAGCGUCGUGUUCCUCUGCUUCGGGAGCCGCGGCGCGCUCUCUCCGGAGCAGGUCAGGGAGAUGGCCACGGCAAUCGAGAGGUCCGGGCAGAGAUUCUUGUGGGUGCUGCGCGCUCCCGCCGGCGCCAGCGCCACUGAGCCGGACGCGGCGCUGGCUCUUCUUCCCGACGGAUUCUUGGCCCGCACCGCGGACAGGGUGUUCGUGGUGACCGCGUCCUGGGCGCCGCAGGUGGCAGUGCUGCAGCACGCGUCGACGGGCGCGUUCAGCACGCACUGCGGAUGGAACUCGACGCUGGAAGCCGUCGCAGCCGGCGUGCCGAUGGUGUGCUGGCCGCUUGACGCAGAGCAGUGGAUGAACAAGGUGUUCAUCGUGGAGGAGAUGAAGGUUGGCAUCGAGGUCAGAGGGUACAAACCCGGGGUGCUUGUCCGCGCCGACAUCAUCGAUGCCACCGUGAGACGGAUCAUGGAGCCGGAGGAGCGGCAGGGAGUCCUGGAGAAGGUCAUGGCGGCGAAGGAGAGCGCCGCGGCGGCGUGGAAGGAAGGGGGCUCAUCGUGCGUCGCGUUCGGUGAAUUUCUCAAGAACAUGGAGGAGGACAAUGUUGCCAUGGCACAUUCCAGCCAGGUACAUGUCCUCAAGCAAACUUCUACUCCCUCCGUCUAAAAAUAAGUCUUAUCUUAGUUCAAUUUUCAAUUCAAAAGAUAAACUUGUUUUAGAGAGGAGGAAGUAACAUUCAGUUCUUGGAUAUUCUCAGAUGAAUUAAGUAUUCUACCCUCGACAUAUGUAAGGCCAAGGUUCUGUCCUGGAAGUGAGCAAUUUGUGUAACUUUGUCAGCUACUGCCUUCGCCCAUAUUUAAGGGCAAUCACAUAUUCACAUUACAUGUCUCCCUAUCAAGUCCUCCACAGUGCGAGAGCUCUCAAGAAGUGGCUUCAGUUUGCAAAUUAGUCCUUCGUAUUUUACAUUUUAAUCCUCUCAACUUUUUAAAUUACAUAGAUUGUGC
Oryza brachyantha (malo sina) is the source of this 1867-nucleotide messenger RNA. RefSeq names its product anthocyanidin 5,3-O-glucosyltransferase-like. Lineage: Eukaryota; Viridiplantae; Streptophyta; Magnoliopsida; Poales; Poaceae. The transcript has 2 exons. The coding region runs from base 66 to 1529 and encodes 487 amino acids. The record is from RefSeq and is a predicted model, not a curated record. Gene Ontology annotation, molecular function: UDP-glycosyltransferase activity.